AUCAUAAGGUGUAAGUACUAUACACACCCCAACACAAGAAAGGUAGAGUUUAACAGUGAAGAGAAAGAAAAGAAGCAGCAGCAUAAGAAGCUUACCGUUGGUGGUGAGGCUUCGGGAACAACCACACCGUUACCGGUGAUUGUUCUAUCAUUCAUCGACAUUGGGAAUCAAAGACCCGAUUUCAAAUUCAAGUCAUAUUCACUCAAUAAAAAAAAAGGCUAACUUCACUUAUUAUUUCUUCAAAGCUCUCAGUUUUAUUAUAUUCCUUUUUUCCACCGUGACACAGCUUCAGAAGCCAUUCAAAGUUCAGAUCUUUAUCCAUCUUUCAUCUUCCAUUGCAGGGGUGAUACAGAAUCAAUUAAUAUGCGGGAUGUGGAUAGUUUAAAUAGCGAAGGAUCUGGAAAAUCUAGUUACUCACAGGAACAGACUAUGUCCAAGCUAGUUUCCUCGAAAUUCAAAACAAGUAGCACAAAAUGCCAAGAGAAGAAACACAAAGUUAAGUUAAAAUCUCAUAAACACAGAGCUGGUACAAACAAAUCAAAGAAGACAGUUACGGAUUCUUCCAUAAAGGCACCGCUUGAGGAUUCUUCGAAUAAAAAAGUGAUUAUUAGAAAAUAUCGGCAUAAAACCGAUGGGAAAUCUUCGCGGAUGCUGUCUUCAACAAAGCUAGAAGGAGGAAAAAAUUCUCAUAGUUCUGGAAUAGAGGGGAAUGAUGUUGAUGGGGAGGAAAAGAUUAAAAAACAUAAGAGAAGAAAGAAGAAAAGACAAAGGAAUAACAUGGAUGUUGAUGAUGCUUCACGCCUGCGAAGGAGAACAAGGUACCUCUUAAUCAAAAUGAAGCUAGAGCAGAACCUUAUCGAUGCUUACUCUGGAGAAGGUUGGAAAGGUCAAAGUCGGGAGAAGAUUAGGCCAGAAAAGGAGCUACUAAGAGCAAAAAAGCAGAUUUUAAAAUGUAAACUUAAUAUUCGUGAUGCCAUACGCCAGCUGGAUUCUCUUAGUUCUGUGGGUAGCAUUGAAGAUUCUGCCAUUGCUCCAGAUGGAUCUGUUUAUCAUGAAAAUAUAUUCUGUGCCAAUUGCAAACUACAUGAAGCUUUCCCAGAUAAUGAUAUUAUACUCUGUGAUGGCACAUGCAAUCGUGCUUUUCACCAGAGAUGUCUCAAUCCUCCUUUGGAUACUGAAAAUAUUCCUCCUGGAGAUCAAGGCUGGUUUUGCAAGUUUUGUGAAUGUAAGAUAGAAAUACUAGAGGCAACAAAUGCCCAUCUUGGGACUCAAUUCUCCCUAGACAGUACUUGGCAGGAUGUAUUCAAGGAAGAGGCUUCUAUGCCUGAUGGUGACAUUGCAUUGCUAAAUCCAGAAGAAGAAUGGCCAUCAGAUGAUCCUGAAGAUGAUGAUUACAAUCCAGAGAAGAAAGAAGACAGCCACAGCAUCGACAUAGAAGGAGAUGAUGGAAAUGCAUCCAAUGAUUCAACCAGUUCUUCCAGUCUGUGGUCUUUGAAUGGUGAAUGUCCUCCAGUAGAUGAAGGCGUCAGUCAUGAAUACUAUUCUGUUAAUAGCUGCAUAGAUUCUAAUGAAUCUGGGGAAAUAGCAUGUGGCCCUAGGCAGCGUAAAGCUGUUGACUACAAGAAACUCUAUGAUGAAAUGUUUGGGAAGGAUGCUCCACCUUGUGAACAAGUGAGUGAAGAUGAAGAUUGGGGUCCUGGCAAAAGAAAGAGAAGAGAAAAGGAGUCUGAUGCUGUCAAUACUCUUAUGACUCUGCAUGAAAGUGAGAAUAAACAUUCCAAUAAUGAGAAAAAUGAUACAACAAGAGAGGGCUCUUCAGGCAUACAAAUAAGAAGAUCUUGUUUCAGGAUUCCGGUUGAUGCCGUUGAGAAACUUCGCCAAGCUUUUGCAGAGAAUGAGCUUCCUCCAAGAUCUGUGAAGGACAGUCUUUCGAAAGAGUUGGGACUAGAUCCUGAAAAGGUUAGCAAAUGGUUCAAAAAUGCUCGUUACUUAGCACUUAAAACCAGAAGGUAUCAAUCAGAAGGAGAACAGCUUCAGAGUUUCACUUCUAAGAUCUCAACGGACUCUAUAUCUCAAAUUGUGGAGAAAGAUGAGCUUUUGAAAUCAACGGUCUCCAAAAUUACUGUGAUUCAUUCCCAGAAGGAUGGUAAAAACAUCACAGGCAAAGAGAAAAAUAACUUAUCUGACAGUCUUUUGAAGAAAAGGCAACAACAAGAAAUACCUCCACCUUUGGAAAGAGAAAAUGGCAACAAGGAUUCUAUGGAGGUCAGCAAUGAUGUUAAGUUGAAGAAAAUGCUGAAAAAAAGGAAAAGAGGGGUAAAUAUUAUAUUUGAAGGAGAUUCUCAGGCAGCAGAGUUGGAAUUUGAAAGACUCAGCAAAGUGAAGAGGAAACUAGAUAGCAUGAAGCAGAAAUUAAAUGAAGUUCAAAAUUGCAGAGCAAAGGGUUCAAAUGAACCCUCUAUUAUAUAUGUACCCACAGCCCAAUUAAGGGAAAAGGUUGAAAAAUAAUUAUAUUUUUUUAUUACAUUUUUGCACAGCAGAGUAAUACAUAAUAUAUGUUGUAAGUUUGAUGUACCUACCUUACAUUAUAAAUAAAAAUGCUACAAUCUUUUUUUUAAAGUUAAUAAUAUUAGUAUAUGUCCGUUGCUAGAUGCUCUUGGCAGAGCAAUGAGCAAUUAAAUAGAAA
Molecule: messenger RNA, 2686 nt
Organism: Glycine soja
Lineage: Eukaryota; Viridiplantae; Streptophyta; Magnoliopsida; Fabales; Fabaceae
Product: pathogenesis-related homeodomain protein-like
Exons: 11
Coding region: 364-2508 (714 amino acids)
Biological process (GO): chromatin organization; regulation of DNA-templated transcription
Cellular component (GO): nucleus
Molecular function (GO): chromatin binding; DNA binding
Source: RefSeq, a predicted model, not a curated record